CCCUAUCUUCCAUGUGCAAGCAGCAGAAGAAUACAAUUCUUGUGGAUUAUUGAUGCCUUUUUGAUCAUCCAGUGAUUGAGAACAUGUCGGAAAAGAAUCGAGACGCGGAAAGGAUGAAUCACGAAGGUGGCGCUGAUGCUUGGGGUUCUCAAAGGCCAGAAACACCGCCUUGGGAUGCAGCAGAGUAUAGUCAACUCAUCUCUGCAGGGCCGUUGCUGCCACUACUAGAACAGUAUGCAGGCGUAGGUUCUUAUGACCAAAACACUCUCAGGGGGGCCCCAUGGCAAGUUCAGUCACAAGGCGCUAACACUGACAUAUUUACGGGCAACCAACCUCAACUAGCUAGUAUGGCUAAUCAAGGGCCUUCAUGCAGCACGUGGCAUCAGCCAGCACCCAUGUACCUGCCAUCGACGUCAUACAUAGGUCAGUCCAUAAAAAAAGUGAAGUUGCGGAUGUUCAAUUAGCAGAAGGGGCAUAGAUGGCAGCUCCAAAUUGCCAUGACUGGACUUCUACAGUUGCCAUGAAUUUAAAACUACAUUUGCCAUCCCUGGACAACUGUUGUUGCCAUCAGUGGACACUUGCAGUUGCCAUGGAGAAACAACUGCAGUUGCCAUGCCAGAGCAACUACAGUUGCCAUGUCAUCGCAACUGCAGUUGCCAUGGAGAAACAACUGCGGUUGCCAUGC
Molecule: messenger RNA, 685 nt
Organism: Triticum dicoccoides
Lineage: Eukaryota; Viridiplantae; Streptophyta; Magnoliopsida; Poales; Poaceae
Exons: 3
Coding region: 84-464 (126 amino acids)
Source: RefSeq, a predicted model, not a curated record